AUGCGGUGACUGGAAGACCGGGCGACCGGGCAACCGGGCUGAGGGUGCUGCCGGAUCCUGCUUCCUCUUUGCUUUCGGUUUCGAAGCGGCUGCCCCGGCUCGAGAGCGAGCCGCAGAUCGGAAGGGACACAUGGAAGCCGCCCACCCACAAGCCGAGGAUCAGCUGAGCCCUGGGGCUGAUGCUUGCCCACACUGCUGAGAAUGGCACCGAGGCCCAGACAGGCAGCGGGAGAAAGGUUAACUGGGGACACUCCUGGACAGUGAUCCUGAUGUCUGUUCUGAGUCGUGCACUCAAGGGUGUGAUAAGAGACAACGUCCAGUGAGCUGCUGGUUCUUCCUGACGCAGGCCUUCCCAGGGCUUUGAUUCCAGUGCCGAGUAAGGAGCCAGGAUUUCCAGUUUUCCCCAUUUGUCUCACGUGGACUAGGCGUGUUCUUCUGGCAAAACCCCGCAGACGCAGACUGACCUGGCCUAGGUACGCCUCUCCUCUGCCUACCUGUGUUCUUCCAGCCAGCCCCACUCGGCACCAUGGCAUCUGCCGAGCCCCUGACGGCGCUGUCCCGCUGGUACCUGUAUGCCAUCCACGGCUACUUCUGCGAGGUGAUGUUCACGGCGGCCUGGGAGUUCGUGGUGAACUUUAACUGGAAGUUCCCUGGGGUCACGAGUGUGUGGGCGCUCUUCAUCUACGGCACCUCCAUCCUCAUCGUGGAGCGCAUGUACCUGCGCCUGCGCGGCCGCUGCCCACUGCUGGUGCGCUGCCUCAUCUACACUCUCUGGACCUACCUGUGGGAGUUCACCACCGGCUUCAUCCUGCGCCAGUUCAACGCCUGUCCCUGGGACUAUUCCCAGUUCGACUUUGACUUCAUGGGCCUCAUCACCCUGGAGUACGCCGUGCCCUGGUUCUGCGGGUCUCUCAUCAUGGAGCAGUUCAUCAUCCGCAACACCCUCCGCCUCCGCUUUGACAAGGAUGCCGAGCCCGGGGAGCCCAGUGGUCCCCUGGCGAUGGCCAACGGCCACAUCAAGACAGACUGAAUGGGGCUUGUGGGUGGGGUCCAGGGCUCUCUCAUGGACCUGGUGGACAGAGGUACCAAGCUGGUGGGGUUAUGUCUUCUGAACAGCACAAACCCUGGCCCGGGUCUGGCCUCAGUCCCCUAGGGUCCCCUAGGGCACCCUGCACCCCCUCGUGCUCCACUGUGGGCAGGACCGGGGGCAGGGCCAGAUGUGGGGGGCGGUUGUGGAGGUAGCCCGGGGACUCUUGGAAGGGUCUGUGGACCUCUGCCCAGCUCAUAGGCUGGUGGCCAGAGGCCUGUGGCUAAGCAGCAACUGGACCACCUGGGUGACUUUGGAAGCAGCAGGCCCUGUCCUGGCUAAGGGACUGAGAAUGGGGCAGAAUAUGGGAAGCAAGACCUGAGGAGGCUUUGGGCUGUUGCAUGGCCUCCUCUCUCCUCUCACGUGGUUUAAGUUGGGCUUUGGCUGGUUCCAUUAGGCAAUAUUCAGGUGCUUGCUUGCAACCAAUACCUCCCCAGGGGCCUGCUGAGCUGCAGCCUAAGGACAGACUGGGCAGCCAGGAGGCUGCUUGGCAGUAGUGCUGGUCUGCCAGGGCUGGAGGCCUUCCCUUGGCUCCUCUCCCCUCCCCCAGGGCUCUAAUGCUCCCUUGGCCUUCUGGGGGCCCCCCCUGGUGCUGGAUUCCCACCAACCUUGGGCUUUUGGAGGUUUCAAUCCCUGUGUGUUCGGUGGCGUUUCCCCCCUUUUCUCUUAUUUUCAAGGCUUUUACCAUUAGCAGCCCCUUUAUCCAUGUCAGUCAUCCCCACCCCCCACCCCCCAAAUCCUUGGCCAACACAGCAGUUGCCAGAGAUAGAACCCUGAGACAGACCCUGCCUACCCUCUUGCAGCCUUCCUUCCACUAUUUUGCUGGCCUGAUGACUGGGAAGUUCCCCUUUUAUACCUCUCCACCUGUCUGGUGGGCUGUGGUAGUGCCCCGGUGCUCUUCUCUGUGCCCCCUCCCCUCAGUGGCCCAGCUAAAAUUGAAUGAUACCCUCCCCCAACACACAGGCUAAGAUGGGCCUGCCCCAGAUCCACAAUGGGGACCUAGAGACAAAUCAGUUUAGGGGAGGGGGGUUGUGAUAAAGGCAUCUGGUUUCUUUUCAAGCCAGUCAGGGGCAAUCAAGCUUUCUAGGGGAUGGAGGACCAGGAAUCCCGUGUUGGGAGACCCAUAGAGAAUAAGUGAGGGAGAAAAAGAAGACAGCCUUUCAGCUUUGAGAGGGUCUUUGAAGCGUACUUAGUGGGAAGGGGUCAACUGGUUCUGCCCCAGCCCCAGCCCUGCAGCAAAACCUCCUCAGGGCUACCCCCUUCCCACCCCUCCCAGCAAGGCUGACACUUUGAGCUUACUCCUUGAACAGUAUUAACCCUGCCAUGCUCAUGGGCUUUGUCAUCUUGGUUGCCCUCCCCCUUCCUCUGUGACAGGUCCAUUGCUGGCAGUGGACAGGUGAAAUCCUCACUCCAGCCCACUUCUGGCUCCACCCCAACUCCCUGAGGGGAGAGGUUCAUCAGAAUGCAGCCAAUGCCAUGGUACGUGGUCUCUUCUUGACCACACUAGGAGUCGUAGAAACUAGCCUUUCCCUUUUUUGGAUCAUUAAAAAGUGAUAAUACCACCUAUGGAGAGAAGCUGCUCUUCCUUGCCGUGCUGCUCCACCUAGACUGCAGACAGCACCAGCCAGGGUGUGAGCCAGGGCUGGUGGGCUGGGGAUGGGCAGGAGUGGUGUCCUGGAUUGAGGGAAAGCCUGGGAGACUCUGCCUUUGGCAGAGCUGUUUUCUGCAGUUAACCCUGUCCAGGACAGGAUGAAGGGCAUUUUCCAGCCUCUGUGUCCUGGCCAGGCGCCUCAAAUCCAGGCAUGAACUACAUUCUGCU
This is a messenger RNA of Hyaena hyaena (striped hyena), 2906 nucleotides long. RefSeq names its product transmembrane protein 229B (gene TMEM229B). Bases 527 to 1030 code for a protein of 167 amino acids. The transcript is spliced from 5 exons. Lineage: Eukaryota; Metazoa; Chordata; Mammalia; Carnivora; Hyaenidae. The record is from RefSeq and is a predicted model, not a curated record.